Molecule: messenger RNA, 957 nt
Organism: Trichogramma pretiosum
Lineage: Eukaryota; Metazoa; Arthropoda; Insecta; Hymenoptera; Trichogrammatidae
Product: mitochondrial import inner membrane translocase subunit Tim29
Exons: 3
Coding region: 65-769 (234 amino acids)
Biological process (GO): protein insertion into mitochondrial inner membrane
Cellular component (GO): TIM22 mitochondrial import inner membrane insertion complex
Source: RefSeq, a predicted model, not a curated record
GCCACGGUGCAGAUGCUCUACGCAACGUGCCGUGUAUUUUCAUCGCGACUAGAUGUAAAUAAAUAUGAAUUUUUUAAAUAAAAGACUAUUGACGCUCGUGAGGACUGUCGAGAAACCAAAGUACACGCAUCUCCGAGAUGCAUUAAAGCAAUACACAACCAAAGUGGUGGAUGCGACUCCCAAAGUUGCGGAUGCUGCUGCAGUGCCUAAAGUCGAGGAGGAGGAACUGAAAGGCAUGAAAAGAAUAGUUAAAUUUUGGAAAAACGUUUAUAGGGACUACAAAGAUGUUGCAAUAGAUGUUUAUACUGAAUGCAAAGAAAAACCUCUUAAAUUACUAACAUAUCUUACUGUUGGAACUAGUCUGACAUACUGUGCGCAACACAAUCCUGAUGAGAGAUGUUUCAAAGAGCAGCUUGUUCGCUCUGAAGAAAAACUUCUUUCACUUGGAGAACCCUUGAGAAAUCCAUCGAGCGUCUACUAUGUCAAAUGGCUGCAUCAAUCUGAAAAUGAAGGAACGAUACGAGUAUUGAAUUGUAUAUUCUUUUCGUUGCUUUGGUUAGAUAAUUACGAUCAGAGGGUAGCAGUGUACAAAGCUCAGUGUGAUGCUUUGCAGCCAGGUUUGUUAGACUUUCAUAAAAGGAUUAUUGACAUUGGCUUCCUUGAUUACUGGUGGGUUUUAGAGAAUAGCAUGAUAGAUUAUGACAUAAACAAUGAUAAUUUACCUCAAGAACUACCACAAAAGAAUGAAAAAGAAGAAGAGAAAGAGUAAUCAAUUUGUAUAAUAAAGUUUAGAUUGUUAUUAUUGUUACUUCAUAUCUUUAAUGUCCUAAAUCACUUGUAAUUAUAGAAACAAAUUUGUUGUUAUGUAGAACGUUUAUGAAGUGCAGCUGGAUAGUCAAUUAUGAUUGUACAUACAUACAAAAACAUCAAAAAACAAUAAAAUUAUUUAAUUUUAAA